Molecule: messenger RNA, 1034 nt
Organism: Symbiodinium sp. CCMP2456
Lineage: Eukaryota; Dinophyceae; Suessiales; Symbiodiniaceae
Source: the annotation of a GenBank genome assembly
GAAUCAUCUUGCCGGGCAAGCCCGGGGAGAACGACGAGAUCUUUCACAUUACCCGGGGUAAGAUCCCUGCAGAGCUCAAGCCUCUUCUGAGCCAGCCUUUCACCGAGGAGGAGAAGGAGAGGAUCUACAGCCAGGUCGGGCUCCUCCGUGCCGAACAUGUGCCGGAAUCUGCCCGCCCGAAGGCGCUGUGGAUUUUUGGCCCUCCUGCUGCAGGAAAAAGCACGCUGGCUGCCGAGGCAGCUGCAGAGCGCUUCGGCCAGGCAAUGAAUGCCGUGAGUGUCGAUGGCAAUGAGAUCCGGGACGCUCACGACGGCUUCCGUCGCGUCGCAGAACACGGCUUCGACCACCACGUCCUCCACAAAGAUGCCUGGGAUGCGCUGAAGGAGACCGGCUGCGUGGAAGGCUUGAAGAAGUCGAUCCUGAAGAAAGCCAUUGCGAACCGUCAGAACAUCGUUCUAGCUGACUGUGCUCUGAAACCGGAGCGCGUCAAGGACAUGCUGAAGUCGCUGCAAGCUGCUGGUUAUGAGAUGCAUGCGAUCUGCCUUUGGGCGCCUCAAGAGGAAGCAGAGAGGCGGGGCCGGUUACGGUCCGUGAAGACUGGUAAGGCGUACAAUCCGAAGUUUCAUCAGCCGAGCUGCGAGGGAACUCUGGAGGUGAUCGCCCACUGGGAGAGUCAGAUGAGCCUGCCAAAUGGCGGAAGCUUCGGAAGUAUCGAGUUUUAUGACGCUGGAUCGGCGCCAGCGAUUCGCGUCGGAAAGGACCACUUCGAGAUGCUCAUCCGAUGCGCCGAGAGGGGCCGACGAAGGUCUCUUUGCAGACCGGAGGAGGGCCGGAGGUCUUCCGUGUCGGAGAAGUCCAAGGAGUUGGCGCUCAUGAACGACGCUGCCUGGGUGAAGCAGGCGGAACAGCUGCGGAACCUCUUUACAAAGUUUCGGCACUGGGCAUGUCAAAAGUGCCCGUCUUUCCAUCGCUUCAUCCCAGCCGGUCUUCUCGGCUUGGUCCUCCUGGCAGCCACGCGAGACACCGGGAAGUAG